UUCCCGGAGCUCGGAGGCUGAGCCGCUCGCGUCGCUUCACCAGGCGGCAUCCCACCUGCAGGCCGCGGUGCCCGACGUCUGCAUCCUGAGCCCCGGGCCCGGCGAGGCGGCUGACGACGGGUGCGGACGCUUCCCCGGCGAGCCUGGGAGCCACAGCAGUCGGCAGAGGGCGGCGAAACGCCGGAGCCACAGUCAUCCGCUAGAGCGUCCGGAGGCCCCGUCCGGGGAUCUAGGUAAACCUGCGGUCCAUCAUGAAGUUCCAGUAUAAGGAGGACCAUCCCUUUGAGUAUCGGAAAAAGGAAGGAGAAAAGAUCCGGAAGAAAUAUCCAGACAGAGUCCCUGUGAUCGUGGAGAAGGCGCCUAAAGCCAGGGUGCCGGACCUGGACAAGAGGAAGUACCUUGUGCCCUCUGACCUCACAGUCGGGCAGUUCUACUUCUUAAUCCGGAAGAGGAUCCACCUGCGACCUGAGGACGCCCUGUUCUUCUUUGUCAACAACACCAUCCCUCCCACCAGUGCCAGCAUGGGCCAGCUGUAUGAGGACAACCAUGAAGAAGACUAUUUUCUGUACGUGGCCUACAGCGAUGAGAGCGUCUACGGGAAAUGAGUGUCGGGAAGCGCAGCCGAUGGGAGCGCCUGGACUUGGGGGACGGGGAGGGCUGCGUGUGGGCUCCCACCGGGGACGAGACCGAACCUGAGACAUCGGGAACCAUUACACCGCACAUACUGUCAUCCUGUUUUCACAUGCUCAGUUGAUUUUUUUGUUUGUUUGUUUGUUUGGUUUUUUUUUUUUGCUGCUUCCUCAGCCCGGGGAGAAAGCAUGUCAGAACAGAGCUGUUUGAGAUGGGCUUUGAGAAAGGCUUGGGGAUGACGCCAUUGUCGAAGUUUUUUUCUGUGAUUUCCUGGGAGCGUCAGGAAAUCGGCCAGUUAGGGCCAGCUAUGGUUGUGGUCCAGGGUGACUCUCUUCUCAGCAGAUUUUUAUUUUUGACCUUCACAUGAGACAAAAAAAGGGGGGAAUUGUAGGGAGACAGGGAUGGUCUGCAACUUGGUGGCCGUAGGCGGUGCCUUUUGGGGGACCAAGGCAUUGCAGCCUUCCAGGACUCCUCCCUUCCAUCCAAGUCAUGUUGUCACACACAAGCAUCUCAGUCUCACCCCAGGGGUGGGGCCACAGAAACUGAGGUGGAACUCACAGCGUGGAGAUGGGGGUCAGCCGUGAAGGUGGUGGCGAGGAUGAGGUAGUUAGGCUAGCUCGAAACUGGAAUUGACUUGAGUGUGGGGCGUGUCUCUAACCUGCUAGCUCUCUCUGGUGCCCCUUAGUCCACACCUGCCCCCUCGGUUAGUGGGCCCUAGGCUAUCCCAGAGUGACUCCCUUAGCGGAUCCUCUAGCAUUUCCCAUGUAGAGGGGUGCAGAUGUCUGGGGUGUGGAGGGGCCGGUGGGCCUGUGCCUCACCCAGGCUUUCUUCCUCUCCUGCUACUGUGUCCCACGCGCAGGAACGCUUUGGGGUGGCCAGCUGCUUCCCUCCCUCAUUUUUAGGAGUCUGGAGGGCUAAUACUCAACUCCUGGGGAUCUUACCGAUUUCUUUUUUUGGAGGGGGUGGGGUUACUUGGGUUGGGGGCGGGGGCACAGGAACUGCACCCUGACGUGUACCAUCUCAUUUCAUCUCUGCUAAUACCAAGGGUCUUGGAAUUUCAGUUCUGCCAGCCCCAGGCUCUUGUAUAACAGUCCGUGCUGUCAGGCCUCAGAAAUAAAGUACUUGCUCACCACAAA
This is a messenger RNA of Ochotona curzoniae (black-lipped pika), 1766 nucleotides long. RefSeq names its product GABA type A receptor associated protein like 1 (gene GABARAPL1). Gene Ontology annotation, molecular function: ubiquitin protein ligase binding; GABA receptor binding. Gene Ontology annotation, biological process: macroautophagy; autophagosome assembly; cellular response to nitrogen starvation. The coding region runs from base 252 to 605 and encodes 117 amino acids. The record is from RefSeq and is a predicted model, not a curated record. Gene Ontology annotation, cellular component: autophagosome; autophagosome membrane; cytosol. The transcript has 4 exons. Lineage: Eukaryota; Metazoa; Chordata; Mammalia; Lagomorpha; Ochotonidae.